AUGACGUCCAUGAGAAUAAUAUGGCAGACAGUUUUCGUCCUGGCCACCUUUGGCUUUGACGGGGCAUGUGGCUUUUCUCUUUCUCCACCAACCAAUGCUGUUGAGAGUGAAAAGGCUCUGCAAUCAGCACCCGAGCUGAAAUCACCUCUCUGUUGCAACACAGAUGAGCUGUCAAAUAUCUUGAAUGGGAAAGGAAGAUCUCAAAACUGUUGGGAGGCUUUGCGUUUGGGGGUCGAUCCAGUAUGGUACUAUUCGUCAUUAAACGAAGAUUCUUUGGAGUCAGAAUACGACGAAAGCUUGGGGCUCAAGAGUUGGUCUCGACAAAAAAUCGAAGAUUCCAUGUCUGAAAUCAGUCUCACAAAUCCCUUGGGUAAGGAUGCAAUCAAUUUGUUGAAUCAACACUUUGCAUCCAUUGAGGACGAGAUUGCACAAUUAUCGAAGCUCAGCAUUGCGCCUGAUGGCACAACGAAGAUGCUCAUCAAACUUCUAAAAGACGGACUGGAGGUUGAAUCUGUGAUCAUCCCAUGGGAUGAUCAAGGAAAGUCGACACUUUGCAUAUCAUCCCAGGUUGGAUGUCGACAGGCUUGUACGUUCUGUGCGACCGGUCGCAUGGGAAAGUACAGAAACCUAUCAACUUCUGAGAUCCUGGCUCAAAUGCACUUGGGAAUCAAAGUGUGUCGUCUCAAUGAUGUCUUCCCAAUCAACAAUGUUGUGUUCAUGGGGCAAGGAGAGCCAGCAGACAACGCAGAAUCUGUAGUAGAGGCGGCGAAGAUUUUGGCCGACCGAGACCUUUAUCAACUUUCACCACGGCGCGUCACAAUAUCGACGGUGGCUCCAGAACCAGAGUGUUUCGCAAAGAUUGGAGAAGCAGGGGUCGCUCUAGCAUGGAGUGUUCAUGCAUCUAAGCAAGAGUUGCGCGAAGAACUUGUGCCAACAACGCGACACUCGAUGAAUGAUCUUCGCGAGGGACUCAUCACAACGCUUCAAGGCAGAAGCAAAAGGCAGAGAAAUACAAUGCUUGAAAUUGCGCUUAUUGGGGGAGUCAAUGACUCUAAAGAAGAUGCGCUACAUUUGGUGGAAUUCUGCCAGCCUUUCUUCCAAAAAGUGAAGAAUAUCAAACUAUUUGUCAAUCUUAUACCCUGGAAUGAUAUCGGAGCUACAAAUGGACCAGCUUCAACCUAUAAUAAGCCAGUGAUGGAUCAAGUCAUUCAGUACCAAAACGUUUUGAGAGAGCAUGAUAUUCUGUGUUACAUCCGUACGACUAGAGGAGACGAAGAGAACGCCGCCUGUGGCAUGCUCACCACCAAAAAGAAGGAAAGCGAAAGAGCAAUAAAAUAA
Cylindrotheca closterium is the source of this 1338-nucleotide messenger RNA. NCBI's taxonomy places the organism in Eukaryota, Bacillariophyta, Bacillariophyceae, Bacillariales, Bacillariaceae. The record is from the annotation of a GenBank genome assembly.